UUUUUCCGGAUCGCACAAAAAUAUCUAAUAUUAUUGAAUAUUUUGUUUUAAACAAUUGGUGAAAAUAAAUAAUGAAAAUUCAUAAUCCAUAUCUUCGUAUAUUUAUUCGUUUACAUGGAACAACCGGCACACAGUUAUCACCAAUACUUUGGAAUGAUUGGCAUUCAAUCAUCAAAUUUAUGAUCAACAUUUCAUUGAAUAUUAUUACUUAUUUUGGAAUAUUUAUCAAUUCACCGGUUGCUGAUCAAUUACUGACAGAAACUGAAGCAAAUAGCCUGUUCAGAUAUUUUCAAAAAGCCAAUUUCUAUGCAUUUUAUCCAUUAAUUUAUGCCGGUUCAAUUGUUAGUUAUUUGAUAUAUGGUCAUCAUAUUAUUGCCGCACUUGAUUCAAGUGCAUUCAUCAAAGUUUACAAUUAUAAACGAAAUCGUUAUAAAGCUAUAUUUAUAUUUUUGUUCAUUUUUCUUUUCUGGCAACAAAGAUUCAUCCUUCGUGAAUAUCGUCAUCUAUCUAAGUCAUCAUUUAUAAUUCGAUUUCGAACAAUAGAAUUAAUGGUCGGAAUAUAUAUCUAUCAUGCUACGCAAAUGACUAAUUGGUAUUUACUUUUUUACUAUCAACUGGUUACCUUUUUCACUCUCAAACAAAUUGUCAGAAAAUUAUGGUCGAAUAAAUCGAUGUUUCGACGGCCCGGUAAAGGAAUGACAAAUAGUUUUUCAAUUGAUCAACGAUUAUUUCGCUCAAUAAUUUUGUUAUCCGAACAAAGUCGUCAUCUGCAAUAUUAUUUUUCUUACAUAAUGUUAUUCCUUUUAAUUGAUUUAUCCGAUUCUAUUAUUGGUAAUUUAUCUUUUGUUAUGAUGGAAUCAUUUGGUACCGGUAUCGGUUGGUUGUCAUUAUAUGAACAAAGUACUCGUUGGUUAUUAUUAUUAGCAUUGAUCGAAUUGAAUCGUCAAAAUGUUCAACUUUUCAAUCAUAUUGAUCAUCAUUUUAUACGGAAAUUUACCGCCAUACAAAUCAUGAUGAAAAUCAAUCGUCACCAUAAUGAUGAUAAUGAAGUAGCACGUUAUACAAAAUAUAAUCAACUAAAAAUAUAUCGACAAUAUUAUUCAUUAUCAUUAUUCAAUUGGUUAAAUGUUGACUAUUCAUUAUUGAUUAGUAUAUUUUUCUUUUCAUUUGGUUAUGUAAUGUUAAUUUCACAAACAACAAAAAUCAAUUGA
Molecule: messenger RNA, 1211 nt
Organism: Dermatophagoides pteronyssinus (European house dust mite)
Lineage: Eukaryota; Metazoa; Arthropoda; Arachnida; Sarcoptiformes; Pyroglyphidae
Source: RefSeq, a predicted model, not a curated record